GUGGAAGGAUACGGGCAAUCGCAUGAGAGCCAAGGAGCCUGGAGGGUGGUGGACGGGGUAUGUGCUGCUGGUGAGAACCCAACGCUGGCUCAACCAAUCCGUUACUAACCGAUUCUACUGGUGGCAUCACGUGACGCUUAUUGUGCCAGACAACUUGUCAAGCGCCAGCAAGGGGCUCGUGUUGUUGUUUGUUGGGGCGGGGUGGAACGACCACGGCCGGGACGACCGGCGCUACACCAUCCCCGAUACCACCGACGUCUACAUCCACGUCGCUGCCCCGCUGGUGGUGGAUCUGGGCAUGAUGGGAGUGAUGGUGCACCAGCAGCCCAUGAUGCCCAUCACCUUCCACGUCGCCCCACCUGGCGUCACCCGCAGCAUGAGCCAAGAGCUUCAGGAGGAGGAGAUCACAGCCUUCACCAUGGGCAUGGCACUGUACGACCCCAGCACGCCCGAGUGGCCCAUCUUCAUGCCCAUGGCCAAGUCCUUGGUGCGCGCCAUGGAUGCCGUGCAGCUUGCUGCCAGACAGAUGCUUCCACAUGUGCCCGUGGAGGCCUUCGUGAGUGUCGGGGCGAGCAAGCGCGCGCACUUGGCUUGGCUCUCUGCAGCUCUUGAUAAGCGAGUGGUGGCCUUCAUAGCGUACGGCUACGAUCUCAUCAACCUCCAGCCCAACCUGCAGCAUCUGCUCGACUCGGUGGGCGCCGUGCCCAUCCUGGGCCGCUUCUAUGUGGACUACAACCUCACGCACUUCCUGCACUCGCCCCUGCUGCCCCCCCUUCUGAGCUACACGGACCCAUACUUCUUCAGGGAGCGCCUGACCAUGCCCAAGCUGCUCAUCUCCGCCUCCAAUGACGAGUUCUUCUUCAUGGAUGACUCGUACUUGUAUUUCAACGACCACCGCCCACGCUGUUCAAGAUCGUGGCCAACCUGGACCACAUGGUCAUCCAGAAGUCCUACUGG
Closterium sp. Naga37s-1 is the source of this 957-nucleotide messenger RNA. The record is from the annotation of a GenBank genome assembly. NCBI's taxonomy places the organism in Eukaryota, Viridiplantae, Streptophyta, Zygnematophyceae, Desmidiales, Closteriaceae.